This is a messenger RNA of Chaetomium strumarium, 1686 nucleotides long. RefSeq lists its product as uncharacterized. Lineage: Eukaryota; Fungi; Ascomycota; Sordariomycetes; Sordariales; Chaetomiaceae. The record is from RefSeq and is a predicted model, not a curated record. The coding region runs from base 1 to 1686 and encodes 561 amino acids. The transcript has 3 exons.
AUGUUUGUCAUGGAUGCAGAUGGUGAUACGCCGGCUGACGUCGAGGACCAAGAGUCGGAGGCGGACGAAAGCGGGUGCGAGAGCACAUAUAAAACGGAAACUGCUGGUCAGAGCGACGAGGAGGAGGACGACAGCUGGAGCGGCGAGAACAGCAACCUUGAGGAAUUGGUGGUGUCUGCGGUUGGAACAGACUACUCUCUUGCUGCCUUCUUGAUUCCACUUCUCCACCGAGAUUUCAACCUGGCUCUGAAGAGCAAGGUUGAGAGCUGGCGAUGUGCUACGUCAGCCAGAGGAGGGCCGGACAACUCAGUUGGCCCAUCCGACACCCAACCCUCAUCGACGGAGAACUCGCCGAAGGAAGACAGAGGGUCGUCGUCCCGCAAGCGUCGACGAACCGACUCCGGUGCUGGGAAUGGGGGAAACGGCUGGGAUGAAGACGAAGAGGAGGAUGACCGGGGCAGGAGUGGGAAAGCAGGGCCUCCCACCGAGCCACCAGCGGAUCGAAGCCUGCUGCUCGCCUGCCCGUUCCACAAACACAGCCCCAUUCGAUACGGGGUCAGCGGUAUGUCUUCGCCAGCAAAGAAACCGAAGUACCGGGCCUGUGCCGGACCUGGAUUCAAGUCCAUCCAGCGGUUGAAGGAACACUUAAAGCGGGUGCAUUCGCCAGUUCAAUGCGAGCGAUGCAAGAUGACUUUCAACGUUACGAAAGACCGCGCUCAAGCGCUGACCGAUCUGGCUGAGCAUCGGAAGAGAGAGGAGCCAUGUGAGUUGCGUGAUGCCUCGUUGAAGGAGGGCAUCGACGAGGCGCAAUGGGCGAAGCUCGAGAAGCAAAACCGCAAGAGGAACCAAGAAGUCCACAGAGUGGAAAAGUGGUUCGAGAUGUGGGAUGUUUUGUUUCCUGGAAGCGCGCGUCCGGACAAUCCCUGGCACGAGGCUCCCGCUCGCUUCGGUGGCAUUCCCAAGGACGGCGAGGACUACUUCGUCACUCUGUUUCUCCACAUUUUCGACCACAAAGUUCAACAGGGCGACAUCACCCUGCCUCAGCCGAACGUCUUUGACCGAGGCGAGUUUCGGGAGAGCCUCAAGGGGGUUGUCGAAAGGACGUUCAGGACAUACGUGAGCAUUCGAGAGAACAUCUCCCUCGAGUCAUCAUCAUCAGGCGCGAGCAACAUCCGCCCUUCACAGCUGGGCGUUCCCUCGACAACGCAACAGUCUUCGCUGGGAACCACGGCGUCGCACCAGGCCACCACAGUGACAGCAGCGACAUCAAUGAGCAGCCCGCCGCAUCAACAGACCCGGCCUUCUGCUGCGCCUUCAAACGCCUAUACAUUAGACCCUUCCUCCUACAGCCUCGGCGUGCCGCCCUUGCCCGGACAGGCUAUGCCCCCGCCGAUGCCCCCGAUCAGCGGCGCAGCCGGCCUUCACCCAUUUGGAUCCCCAAUCGGCGCCGAGGACAUCCAUGCCACCGGCGCGUUUGCACCUCUUUAUUACUCCAUGUUCCCUGCCCAAGGACCUUGCCAGUGGAUUCCAAGCAAUGUCCAGACAGUCCCAGAGUCUGUUUACCGGUUCCACCAUCACACUCAUCUCGCCCCGAACGCCGGAGUGCCGGCAGCUCAACAGUGGGUCUUUGAUGAGGCUCCAGAUUACGAUCCCCCUUCAGGGGAGGGCAGCAAUCCAUCCUGUUGA